Saccharomyces mikatae IFO 1815 is the source of this 1788-nucleotide messenger RNA. It is a transcript of the gene FRS1, whose product is annotated as phenylalanine--tRNA ligase subunit beta. The coding region runs from base 1 to 1788 and encodes 595 amino acids. The transcript has a single exon. Gene Ontology annotation, cellular component: cytoplasm; phenylalanine-tRNA ligase complex. Gene Ontology annotation, molecular function: RNA binding; magnesium ion binding; ATP binding. The record is from RefSeq and is a predicted model, not a curated record. Gene Ontology annotation, biological process: phenylalanyl-tRNA aminoacylation. Lineage: Eukaryota; Fungi; Ascomycota; Saccharomycetes; Saccharomycetales; Saccharomycetaceae.
AUGCCUACUGUCUCUGUGAAUAAGCAGCAAUUAUUUGAGCUUCUGGGCAAAAACUAUACUUCUCAAGAAUUCGACGAAUUAUGUUUUGAAUUCGGCAUGGAAAUGGACGAGGACACCACAGAGGAGGCGUUGAAAACUGGGGAAGAGCCAGAAUUGAAACUUGAUAUCAGUGCCAACCGUUACGAUUUGCUUUGUAUCGAAGGUAUUUCCCAAUCACUAAACGAAUACUUGGAACGUGAAGAGAGACCUGAUUAUAAAUUGAGUAAGCCAACGACUAAGUUGAUCAUUGACAAAUCGACGGAACAAAUUAGACCUUUCGCUACAGCCGCCGUGUUGAGAAACAUUAAGCUUAAUGAAAAAUCAUAUGCUUCUUUCAUUGCGCUGCAAGAUAAACUACAUGCCAAUCUUUGUAGAAACAGAAGCUUGGUUGCUAUGGGUACUCAUGACUUGGAUUCAAUUGAAGGUCCAUUCCAUUACAGAGCAUUACCACCAAAGGACAUCAAAUUCGUACCAUUGAAUCAAACCCAGGAAUUCACUGGCGACAAAUUGAUCGAGUUUUAUAAGUCUCCAGAACAGAAAAACAACAUCGGAAGAUACGUCCACAUUAUUGAGGACUCCCCCGUCUUUCCAGUUAUUAUGGACAGCAAAGAUCGUGUUUGCUCAUUGCCACCAUUGAUCAACAGUGAACAUUCAAAGAUCUCUGUGGACACUCGUAACAUCUUGAUUGAUAUUACGGCAACCGACAAGACCAAAGCUGAAAUUGUUUUGAAUAUAUUAACUACUAUGUUUUCACGUUAUUGUGACGAACCGUUUACAGUAGAACCUGUAGAAAUUGUUUCUGAACACAAUGGUCAAUCGCGUUUGGCACCAAACUUCAAUGAUAGAAUUAUGGAUGUCUCCAUCAAAUACAUUAACUCCUGUCUUGGUUUAGAUCAAUCCGCAGAUGAAAUUGCCCAUUGUUUAAAGAAGAUGUCAUUACAUGCUGUGCAAGCGAAGGAAAAUAAGGACAUCCUGCACGUUGACAUUCCAGUGACAAGACCGGAUAUUUUGCAUGCUUGUGAUAUAAUGGAAGACGCCGCUGUCGGUUACGGUUUCAACAAUCUUCCAAAGGGUGAAAAGCUUUCCAAUGCUAACUUCAUUGCAAAACCAUUACCGAUCAACAAGGUUUCCGAUAUUUUCAGAGUUGCAUCCUCUCAAGCAACAUGGAUAGAAGUUCUGCCAUUGACUUUAUGUUCACAUGAUGAAAACUUCAAAUACUUAAGGCAAACUGACAGCAAUGACACAGCUGUCAAAUUGGCCAAUCCAAAGACUCUUGAGUACCAAGUUGUGAGAACAACCUUGCUACCAGGUAUCUUGAAGACUGUCAAGGAGAACAGAAAGCACUCCUUGCCAAUUAAAGUCUUUGAAACUGGUGAUGUCGUUUUUAAAGACGAAAAAUUAGAAAGAAAAGCCUACAAUGAACGCCACUGGGCUGCCAUUUAUGUGGGUAAGAACUCUGGGUUUGAGAUCAUUCAAGGUUUAUUAGGUAAAAUCAUGCAAACCUUCAGAACGGCAUGGAUUGCCGACUAUGGUGCUGCUGCUUCUGGCAGAGGUUACUGGAUUGAAGAAGACGAUUCUGUGAAAACCUAUUUCCCAGGAAGAGGUGCCAAGGUUAUGUUUAGAUCCAAAGAAGGUGUUAAGCCAGAACAAAUUGGUCACUUAGGUGUCUUGCAUCCUGAAGUCAUGAUGAAUUUCGACGUUCCAUUUGCUGCAUCCUUCGUGGAGGUUAAUGCCGAAGUUUUCCUAUAA